GCCUUCGGGCAGCCUUGCUCCGAGACCUUCUGACCGUGUGUUUGGUUUUCAGGGCCGCCCUGGCCUCUGCCCACCAGUGCCACCCCCUUCCUCAGACCCUCAGCGUGCUGAAGAGCACCCCUCAGGUGAGGGGCAUGCACACCAUCAUCAGAAACAAGGAGACCAGCAGAGACGAGUUCAUUUUCUACUCCAAGAGGCUGAUGCGGUUGCUGAUUGAGCACGCCCUCUCCUUGCUCCCAUUCCAGAGUUGCACAGUCCAGACCCCUCAGGGACAGGACUACGAAGGGAGGACGUACAGCGGGAAGCAAAUCACCGGUGUGUCCAUCCUGCGAGCAGGCGAGACCAUGGAGCCGGCGCUGCGAGCGGUGUGCAAGGACGUCCGCAUCGGGACCAUCCUCAUCAUCCAGACCAACUGCAACACUGGCGAGCCGGAGCUCCACUACCUGCGGCUGCCGAAGGACAUCAGCGAAGACCACGUCAUCCUGAUGGACUGCACGGUCUCCACGGGCGCAGCAGCCAUGAUGGCAGUGCGGGUGCUGCUGGAUCAUGAUGUCCCAGAAGACAAGAUCUUCCUCCUCUCCCUGCUUAUGGCGGAGAUGGGCGUCCACUCAGUCGCCUACGCUUUCCCCCGCGUGAAGAUCAUCACCACGGCUGUGGACAAGAAGGUGAAUGAUCUCUUCCGGAUAAUCCCUGGCAUCGGGAACUUCGGCGAUCGGUACUUCGGGACGGAUGCUCCUCCUGACUGGAGCGACGAUGAAGAUGCUCUUAGCACUUAGCUGGAUGUGGGUAUGCCACUGGCAACAGGCAGCUUCAGCACCGCACCUUAACCCCUCUGUCCAUCGCAGAUUUCUCCUUCCUCCUCACCAAGCAUAGAUAUUUUUUUCAAAUCUUACAUUGGAGAUCUAAGGCAUAUUUUUUCAAAGAAACACAAAUCCUAGUUUGACUUUGUGGACAGUCGCGUGUCCCAGCAUAGAGCGGAGUUAAUUUAUUUUAAUUUAAAUAUUUGCCUAUAUAACUUAUUGGAGAUAUUUUAUAAAGGAAAAUAAUAAAUUUUUUCUCUGGUUUUCUUGAA
Messenger RNA from Leptosomus discolor (cuckoo roller), 1072 nucleotides. NCBI's taxonomy places the organism in Eukaryota, Metazoa, Chordata, Aves, Leptosomiformes, Leptosomidae. The record is from RefSeq and is a predicted model, not a curated record.